CAGUUGUUUACUAAUCUUCUUUAUUGCAGCAAGUGUUAUUAUUUCUUUAUCAAUAAUUGUAUUUUUCUUAAAUCUAAAACAUGGCUAAACAGUUAUUAGGAAAAUUAGCAAUUGUUACCGGUGCUGGCUCUGGCAUUGGACGCAGCACAUGCCGGGUACUGAAAGAUUAUGGGGCCAAAGUUAUAGCAGCUGAUCGUAAUUUACCAGCAGCCGAAGAGACGGCUAAACAAUUGGGUAGUGAUGUUUACCCCUUGGAAAUAGAUGUGUCAUCGUUUGACAGCGUUUGUCAAGCCGUUAAACAAACCACCACACAAUUUCAAACAGUACCUUCAGUGGUAGUUAAUUCGGCUGGUAUUACUCGAGAUGGCUAUUUACUUAAAAUGCCAGUACACGAUUAUGAUGAUGUCUAUAGUGUAAAUUUAAAGGGCACCUUUCUGGUAACCCAACAAUUUGCCAAGGCCAUGAUAGAGCACAAUAUUAAGGGUGGCAGUAUCGUUAAUAUUUCAAGUAUCGUAGCUAAAAUGAACAAUAUUGGUCAGGCAAAUUAUGCCGCCACCAAAGCAGGUGUUAUAUCAUUUACCGAGGUGGCUUCAAAGGAAUUUGGUAAAUUUGGCAUACGGGUCAAUGCCAUAUUACCCGGUUACAUUAAUACACCAAUGGUUGAGGUGGUGCCGGACAAGAUUAAGGAACAAAUUGUUGUACGUUGUCCACUGGGUCGCAUGGGUGAACCGCAUGAAAUUGCCGAAGUAAUAGCAUUUUUAGCAUCUGAUAAAUCUUCCUAUGUUAAUGGUGCUGCCAUCGAAGUAACAGGUGGCCUAAAGUGAGUGAAAUUUGUUUGAAGGACUAUAAUGAAUGUUGCUUUGAUAGUGAUGAUGACGUUAUUGGUGGUAAUGCAGAUAAUGGUGUGUUAAUAUUUGUUUAUGAUUAUGUUUUCAUUUUGUCUUUUAAUUUAUGUUAAUAAUGGCAUUUAUUAGAGUUAAUAAAAUUAAGUGUUAAAUAGUUAA
This is a messenger RNA of Lucilia cuprina (Australian sheep blowfly), 1004 nucleotides long. Its product is annotated as estradiol 17-beta-dehydrogenase 8. Gene Ontology annotation, molecular function: oxidoreductase activity, acting on the CH-OH group of donors, NAD or NADP as acceptor. Bases 81 to 824 code for a protein of 247 amino acids. The record is from RefSeq and is a predicted model, not a curated record. The transcript is spliced from 3 exons. NCBI's taxonomy places the organism in Eukaryota, Metazoa, Arthropoda, Insecta, Diptera, Calliphoridae.